AACCCUAAUCCCAUCCCCCUCUCCUCUUAUACGCCUGCUGGCCCUUCCUCUCAAAACACCUUUGACGAUGAUGAUCCCGACGCCGAGUAUGAGGACGAGGAGGCUGAGGACGAGGGCGGCGAUUCAAAGCAGCCGCCUUUCAAGUUUCACCGGAUCUGGCCAGAAUCCGACGAGAUCCGCUUCUUGCAGGGUCUUCUUGGCUGCUGGUCUCAAGGCUUGGUCUUCCCCCGGGAUCUCAACAUCUUCUACGAUCGUUUUUCGGAGUCUAUGUCGCAGCCCUACACCCGCUCACAGCUAUCCGAGAAGCUGAGACGGCUAAGGAAGAAGUACAGGACUAUGGCCGGGCGUAUCGCGCGUGGGCAGGAUCCGUCCCGACUCUCCCAGCACGAUCGAGACCUAUUACAUCUUUCUACCCGUCUUUGGGAUCCUUCCAAUGCUUCCACGUCCCCAUUCUCCGCCCCCGAUGCUGUCGCAGCGGGAAGCGCUGGCAAUAAGCGCCGCCGGCCUAACCCUAGGGCCCCGACUAGCAGGGCCCGAGCCUCAUCUUCACCUCAUCAGGUUAUCGUUGCUUUGGAAAGCGCUCUUUUGCCACCUCCAAAUCCUCCCCUAGCCCUUCCUUCUACUUCUCCUGUUGCCUACAAAAAAGAAUGCAUGGAUCCUCUUCCUUCUAUUGGACACAAUGGAUCCAUAGAUGGUGCUAAUUUUGCUGCAUCUCCAGAGGAAAUCCCCAAGAACAAGCUACCUACUCCCCCAAUAAGUAGUUCUGUGGACCCUAAGAGGUCGGGAGCUAAGCAUCUAGCCAUCAAGUCAGUAUUGGAUGUGCUUGAUGUGGCGUUAAAUGAGGUGCGUUCUACGCUUGCUAACCAAGGGAUUAUUUCAUCCAAUGGUACUUCGGAACAAGGGUUGGAGAUGAAGGGCAUGUCAAAAAGAUGGCAAGCGCAUCGGCUUGCAGAGCUGGAUUUAUUAGCCCAGAGGUGGAGGUUGGUUGUUGAAGAGAAAGCAACGCAGAUAUGAUAUUGCAAGUUCUGUCCUUUACUCCGAGUUUGAUUGAACUCCAUCCCUUUUUAAUUUCGUUUUUAUACCUUUACUUCCUGUUAUGUAUAUUUUUCGCUACUCGGUGUUUGUAAUACCAGAUCUACUUACUCUUAUAUGAACGCUUGGGAUAGACUGGAAUCUGUAGUAAAUUAUGCUGUUGUGCAUCAAGCCUGACUUACAUUAUGUUUUGCUUCACUUUAUGUUACUAUAUGUUUUCUUUUUUCUGACU
This is a messenger RNA of Phalaenopsis equestris, 1264 nucleotides long. RefSeq names its product probable transcription factor At3g04930. Gene Ontology annotation, biological process: regulation of DNA-templated transcription. NCBI's taxonomy places the organism in Eukaryota, Viridiplantae, Streptophyta, Magnoliopsida, Asparagales, Orchidaceae. The transcript has a single exon. The annotation marks the transcript as partial. Gene Ontology annotation, cellular component: nucleus. The record is from RefSeq and is a predicted model, not a curated record.